UGAAUGAAAGAGACAUGAACAGGCUUGUUCAGGUGACACAAGACCAGUCAAUAACAUUAGCGCUGUAAAGGACAAAGACAGAGGAAUUGAAUUAAGAAAUGGGAGAAAAAUAAAUUACACAACAAAAUCCAAGAGAACCUAAAACAAAAGUAGACUGGAGAAAGAAUCGGACAGUGAAACAGUAGGUUUGGAUCUAUAAUGGAAGGGUUACUCAACAUGGCUCGCAUCCGGCGCUACUCCGAUGUGAUGACACUGCCGGACUCUUUCAUCCAACGCCAGCAGCUUGACGCCAGUAUGGCUGACACCUUCCUGGAGCAUCUCUGUCUCCUGGACAUCAACCAGGAGCCAAUCACAGCGCGCAACACCAGCAUAAUCUGCACCAUCGGUCCGGCAUCUCGAUCGAUCCCCAAACUUCAGGAGAUGGUCAAGGCUGGAAUGAAUAUCGCUCGUCUUAACUUCUCUCAUGGAUCACAUGAAUAUCACGGUGAAACCAUCAAGAACAUCAGAGAGGCGGUGGAGACGAUAACCUCUGACCCGUUGUACUAUCGACCGGUUGCCAUCGCUUUGGAUACGAAGGGCCCAGAGAUCCGCACCGGAUUAGUUAAAGGGAAAGUGGAAGAAGAGGUGGAGCUGGUGAAGGGCAACAAUGUGCGCGUGGUGACUGCAGAGAGUGACAAAGACAAGACAGAUGGAAAGAUAAUCUGGGUGGACUAUCCCAACCUGCCCAAAGUUCUCAAGAAGGAUGGAAAGAUCUACAUUGAUGAUGGCCUCAUUGGACUCCGAGUAUUAGAUAUAGGUUCGGACUGGGUGGACACGGUGGUGGAUUCAGGCGGGAUGCUCUGCAGUCGUAAAGGCGUAAACCUUCCCGGCUGUGACCUAAUCGGCAUGCAGUCGGUCAGCCCGCGGGACGAGGCUGACCUGAGGUUCGGCGUGGCUCAGGGUGUUGAUAUGGUGUUCGCCAGCUUCAUCCGUUCAGCCCAGGAUGUCAAGGAUGUGCGUCGCGCUCUGGGGGCGCAUGGUCAAGAUAUUAAAGUGAUCAGCAAGGUGGAAAGCCGGCAAGGAGUUCAAAAUUUUGAGGAAAUCCUGGCUGAGAGUGAUGGCGUGAUGGUUGCCAGAGGCGACCUUGGGAUCGAGAUCCCUGCGGAGAAAGUCUUCAUUGCCCAGAAGAUGAUGAUUGGGAGAUGCAACUCUGCUGGGAAGCCUGUCAUCUGUGCCACACAGAUGCUUGAGAGCAUGGUGACCCACCGACGGCCAACUAGAGCAGAGGGCAGUGACGUUGCCAAUGCCGUGCUGGAUGGAGCUGACUGUGUAAUGCUAUCUGGAGAAACUGCCAAGGGACUGUUUCCUGUGGAGUCAGUUGCAAUGAUGCAUUCGAUCUGUAGGGAGGCAGAGGCGGCCAUUUUCCACCAGCAGCUUUUUGAGGAGUUGCGCCGCCUUACUCCUCUCUCCUCUGACCCCACGGAGGUCACGGCGAUCGGAGCAGUGGAGUCUUCAUUCAAAUGCUGUGCCGGGGCGAUUAUAGUCCUCACGACCACUGGCAGGUCGGCUCAUCUCCUGUCCAGGUACCGCCCUCGCUGUCCGAUCAUUGCCGUCACCAGGAGCCCACAGGUCACCCGUCAGUCUCAGCUGUUACGAGGCGUGUUUCCUGCCCUCUUCCACCCUCUGCCCGCUCCUGUGUGGGCUGAUGAUGUGGACAACAGGGUCAACUUUGGCAUGGAAAUUGGGAAAGCAAGAGGGUUCUUCAAGUCCGGCGACAUGGUGAUUGUGAUGACAGGCUGGAUCCCAGGGUCUGGUCACACCAACAUUAUGAGGGCAGUGAAUGUCCCGUAACAACAUGAGCUCACUGGACUCUAAAUCUAACAGAGUUGCUGGAGGUUCAUUAAGAGAGCCUUUAAAAUCUUUUAAUGCACCAAAAAGCCAAAGAACCACCCCUAAAAUUGAAGCAAUGACCUCUGUCGAAAGCAGCAGAAACACUCUACUUAAAAUUUGAGGUUAUUAUGAGGAAACACUUGGUCUAAUAACCGCUCAUAUGAAUGUACCCAUGACUCCCUUCAAAUAAAACUUGACUUUAACGUUAA
Neolamprologus brichardi is the source of this 2078-nucleotide messenger RNA. It is a transcript of the gene pklr, whose product is annotated as pyruvate kinase L/R. Lineage: Eukaryota; Metazoa; Chordata; Actinopteri; Cichliformes; Cichlidae. The record is from RefSeq and is a predicted model, not a curated record. Gene Ontology annotation, molecular function: potassium ion binding; pyruvate kinase activity; magnesium ion binding. Gene Ontology annotation, biological process: glycolytic process.